Dovyalis caffra is the source of this 570-nucleotide messenger RNA. NCBI's taxonomy places the organism in Eukaryota, Viridiplantae, Streptophyta, Magnoliopsida, Malpighiales, Salicaceae. The record is from the annotation of a GenBank genome assembly.
AUGGAUCAAAGACUGCAAAACACACACGUAAAACUCUUAGCCUUUGAUCUCCUCUCUCUAACCCAAACCCCCACGUUCUCCACCUCCGACCCGAUCACCUUCACUCGCAAAAACACCACCAUCUCCCGCACGGAAAUCCUCGGGGUCGUCACCUCCCGCGAGCUAAAACCAAACAAAUUUCUCAAAUUCACAGUCGACGAUGGCACUGGCUGCAUCCCUUGCAUUCUCUGGCUCAACCACCUCACCUCGCCUUAUUUUUCACGCCGUAAUCCUGCUAGUCUUAAAUUAAUUUCUGAUAUGGCUGCUCAUUUUGCAUCCGAGGUUAGAAUCGGAGUUGUAGCUAGAGUUCGUGGCAGGAUUGCAGGAUAUAGAGGUGCGGUACAGGUUACUGUGUCUGAUGUUGUGGUUGAGAGGGAUCCUAACAUGGAGGCUUUUCAUUGGUCGGACUGUAUUAGGCUCGCGCGUAAUUGUUACAAUGUUGUUGGUGGCGCCGUGGAACGGUAUCGUGUUGAGCGGGAGACUCCAACUUGCGCCAGGAAAAUUGGAGAGAAAGGAAAGGAGGAAGGUUGA